CAUACUCUUUGCACGGUUUUUGUGAUGGAUCGUCUGUCGGUUAUGCAGCUGCGGUAUACUUGCGAACAGAAUGUUCUGACGGAGAAGUCACUGUUCGCCUGGUUAUUGCUAAAACAAGAAUUUCUCCACUUAAAACAAAAUUGACGAUACCACAGGCGGAAUUAAGUGCCGCAACUUUGCUGGCUAAAUUACUGUCUCACGUAUAUUUAGCACUAUGUGAGCUGUCACUUACAAUCACGGAAAUUAUCGGUUGGUGUGAUAGCACGAUAGCUUUAGCUUGGCUGAGUAUUUCACCCCAUAAAUUGGGUGUAUUUCAAGGUAAUAGAGUUUCCCAGAUAAAUGAGCUCAAUUUACCAGUUUCUUGGUUUUACAUCAAUAGUGAUUUAAAUUGUGCAGAUGUUGCAUCUCGUGGUUGUACAGCCGCCCAAUUGCUUGAACAUCCUUUAUGGUGGAGUCCAAAAUGGUUACAUCGGUCUCGAGAACAUUGGCCUAAUCAAACCAAGCCAGAUUUACCUGAGAACUUGCCAGGAUUACGGUCGAAAUGUGUGUCUAAUAGUCUAGCUUUAGAUGACUUUGAUUUAAUCGAUCGGUAUAGCUCUUUUGAAAAAUUAGUCAACGUGACAGCGCUUUUGUUUCGAUUUAUGAAUAACUGUCGUGGUAAUAAAAAUGUUAGCAAAAAUGUGUCUGUAUCGGAACGUCGUUUCGCACUGUCUCGUUUGUUCCAGAUGAUUCAAACGAAACAUUUCUGUAGUCACAUUGAAGAUUUAUCUGCUGGGAAACCUAUUCGAGACUCGUUACGGAAACUUAACUUAUUUGUCGACGGACAAGGUUUAAUUCGAGUUGGAGGACGUCUUUGUCAUUCAGAACUUCCUUAUUCGGCCCGACAUCCCAUUUUACUUCCCGGAAAAGACAAACUCACAUUUCUUUUAGUGGAUCAUUAUCAUAAGGUAUAUUGUCACGUAGGUGCUGACACUUUAGCUUCAAUUCUAAGUCGGAAUUAUUGGAUAUUAUCAAUGCGAUUUGUAACUAAAAAUGUGACAUUUAAAUGCAUUCCAUGCUUUAAAACUGCGCCUCGACACCAACAGCCAUUUAUGGCAGACUUACCUGCAGAUCGGGUUCGAUGCUGUCGAGUAUUCGAAGGAGUAGGGACGGAUUUUGCAGGCCCAAUCCUCAUGAAGAGCAGUAGUUUAAGAAAUGCUCGCAUUCAAAAGUGUUAUUUGUGCAUCUUCGUUUGUUUGUCAACAAAGGCGGUACAUUUGGAAAUAGUUUCUCAACUUUCAGUCGAAGCAUUUGUCGCUGCUUUUACUAGAUUUGUUUCUCGAAGGGGGUUACCUUCCUUGAUUCGCUCUGAUUGUGGUACAAAUUACGUCGGGACUAACAAACAUUUGAAAGAGUUAUUCAUUUACUUAAAGAAUCAUCACGGCGAGUUAGAACGUGAAUUAAUCAAAAACCAAAUUACAUGGCUGUUCAACCCUCCCAGUAGCCCAAAUAUGGGUGGAUUGUUUGAAGCUGCUGUUAAAUCCGCUAAAACACACAUGUAUCGUGUACUCGGUGAUCAACGGCUUACGUUCGAGCAAUUAACGACAUUUUUUACUAAGGUCGAAGCGGUGAUGAAUUCAAGGCCUUUGUGUCCUCUCAGUUCGGAUCCGACAGACUUGGAAGUUUUAACUCCUGGUCAUUUCAUCAUCGGUCAACCACUGGUAGCUCUACCGGAAUAUCCAUUUGAAUUAACGAAUAUAGGCCGUUUGUCGCAAUUUCAACAAAUUCAAAAACUGACACAACAUUUUUGGUCUCGUUUUCGCAAUGAAUAUCUUCAUACUCUACAACAGCGUCCUAAAUGGACUUUACGUACGAAAUCUCCGGAAAUUAAUGAUUUAGUUUUAAUAAAGGAAGAAAACUAUCCACCUUUACAGUGGAAACGUGGCCGCAUUAUUAGAUUAUUGCCAGGAAAAGACGGAAUCAAUCGUGUAGCUGAAUUAAGGGUUCAAAACGGUUCUUUACUCCGGCCUGUUUCAAAACUCUGUGUAUUGCCUUUGAUGGAUAGUUGCUAACCAAGACCUAGCUUGGUUCGGGGGGGAGAAUAUGUGCAAGCAUUAUUCAUUCUCUCAAAAUUUAAAUCCAUUGCCUGUGUUAUGGCAUGGCAACACCACGAUGCACUGCGCAGUCGCGCAAUAGACCAAGCAUUCAAAUGGACCAAUGAGAGCAGUUUGGUUCUCGGUUAAAAAGAUGUCGGGUUAUGAAAGUUUUUCUCGGUUCAUAAAACUAUAUUUUACAUAGAAUUGUGUGAUAAGUGAACUCGUUUGACCAUAAAAAGAUUUGUAACAUAACUUUAAGUGUGUGUGCAUAAAGAUUUACGCUGAGCCCGGUCGAAACAUUGAAAUCUGUGUGUAAAUCAACCAGUGCAUAUAGCCGCCGUCGCCAGAUUCAUCAA
Cydia fagiglandana is the source of this 2431-nucleotide messenger RNA. RefSeq lists its product as uncharacterized. The transcript has a single exon. Lineage: Eukaryota; Metazoa; Arthropoda; Insecta; Lepidoptera; Tortricidae. Gene Ontology annotation, molecular function: nucleic acid binding. Bases 642 to 2051 code for a protein of 469 amino acids. The record is from RefSeq and is a predicted model, not a curated record. Gene Ontology annotation, biological process: DNA integration.